Messenger RNA from Exaiptasia diaphana, 2374 nucleotides. Its product is annotated as potassium channel subfamily K member 1. Lineage: Eukaryota; Metazoa; Cnidaria; Anthozoa; Actiniaria; Aiptasiidae. The coding region runs from base 196 to 1146 and encodes 316 amino acids. Gene Ontology annotation, biological process: stabilization of membrane potential; potassium ion transmembrane transport. Gene Ontology annotation, cellular component: membrane. The transcript is spliced from 2 exons. The record is from RefSeq and is a predicted model, not a curated record. Gene Ontology annotation, molecular function: potassium ion leak channel activity.
GCAUUAAAAAGAGAGUCGCUCCCGGAGUCAGCCGAUCGAAGGCGUCGGAGGGGAAAUUAAUUCUUAUCGAUAAUUCAAACCAGCAAUGCCCUUUUAAUGUGAAUGCAUGGUUUUAAGUCUGGGAAGGACCAAAAAGUGCUAUGUGAGUCUUUAGGUCUGUGCACCGACUGACCAAACGUUUUUCAGUGGUGUAACAUGGAGAGAGGAAACCUUCGAUUUGUUGUCUUAAUCAUCGUYUACGUCUUCUACUUGGUUAUUGGAGCAGCAAUUUUCUCAUCGAUUGAAGGACCUUUUGAGAAACGAGUUGUUAGCGAUGUUCGAUCAAAAAGAGAAGCAUUCCUCGCAAAGUAUCCGUGUGUGAACGAUUUAGAUCUYGAAGAGUUCAUCAAAGUGGUCGUUAGAGCUCGCGAUCAAGGAAUUUCACCCAUGCGGAAUGUAACAAUACCUAGYUGGGARUUUGGUAGUGCUUUUUUCUUUGCUGGUACGGUAAUAACAACCAUAGGUUAUGGAAACAUCGCUCCUCUUUCAAGCGGUGGUAAAAUUUUCUGUAUUGUCUACGCUUUAUUUGGUAUUCCAAUGACGGCCAUUAUGCUUACAGCCAUUGUAGAGAGACUUCUUCUAGUCGCUGAAGCCAUUCAAGAACGCCUUAGUCGGUCAUGCGCAGUACGGGGUGUCCCAGUAGGCUAUCUGCGCAUGUUCCACCUUUCCCUUAUGAUGUUAGUGAUUUUGUUCUUGGUAAUGUUUCUUCCUGCCAUUUUGUUCAUGCAACUAGAGAACUGGUCAUACUUCGAAGCGUUUUAUUUUUGCUUCAUCUCCUUGACAACGAUAGGUCUCGGGGAUUUUGUACCGGGUGAUGACCCGGUCUGGCAAAAGAGCAACUAUAGGGCACUCUACAAAGUAUGUAGCGUGCUUUUCUUCGUGAUUGGGAUCUCCUUCUUGAUCCUGAUUCUUGAACUGUGUGCUAAAGUCCCGGAUGACCAUCCCGGCAUGUUGUUCUCGUGUCAUCAACCGUUUCUCAAGGAUGAAGAGACGGACUGGACCCCAUUAAAGGGAGAUAUGGUUCGUGAGGCUGUGAAGCCAACUGGAAGCAGUAAAAACACUUAUAAAAGACUAGGGGAGUCAUCUGAAGAUAACUCAGGCACGUGAUACCUGAGUGGUACCAACAUGAUACAUUGUAUAGUGCCAAAAUAAUCGCCCUAAAAUGCGUUUUGCAUUGUAGUUUAUUUCCUUGAAUAUAACAAAAAAACGUGUUAUGGGGCGAUUCAGAAACUAGGCCUAACAUGGCAGCCCUUAAGAAAGCUGUCAAGCUGAAAGGUUUUCUAGGUUUUUUAAAAUGUGAUGCAUUCUCAAAUGUGUAAAAAAUUAUUAACUUCCCUAAGAAAUUUGUGAAUGGAUCCAUCCGGCCUGGGUCAACAGCUGUAAGCGAUGUUAACCGACAAGUGCAAUUAUCAGUUUACACUUUUGCAACCUGAGCAGGUCAUUUUCGAUCGUGACAUUUUCAUUCUUUGAUUUUCAGAUUUUCAUUUUCAGCUAUACAGCCUUUUCAAKACUUGCUAUAUUUAAAUUUCUUCAAAUUCAGAAUGUCAAUGCUUGCCUCACAAAAACCGCGAUAUACAGAAUAGUGCCAUUACGUUAGUUCCUCAACACAAAGAUUUAAUUCAUUCCUAUUGCUAUUCUUCGUUUUCACUAUAUGUCACACAGCGGUCAUCUUGGAGGAACUUCUCGGAACUUUAACAAAGGAUUUCUCAUUAGUAUCUAUUGUUCAUUACUCCAACAUGGCCACUGGUCCGCUAUCUUUUGAAUUUCGAUCAUGGGAAAGCAGUAAAAACGAACAAUAUUAUUAUAUAGUAAAUGUAAACUAGACGUCGCGUCUUGACACGCGCUUAYCAUACUUGAUCGACAAGUGAUGAGUUUGACAUUUCGCCUUCAGCUUCGUGAGCUAAGYCACAAAAAAUGAGCAAGUGGCGACCAUGCAUUUUGUAAAUAGCCAAUAAUGAAGAGGGAAGUCCGUUCCCCCUUUGAACGAAAAAGGAUWUUAAAUGACAAUCGUGCRCGAGUAGGGGAUUAUUAGUAAACAAAUUGAUUUGGUGGCUGGAAACACCAAGAAUUUUAUUUAUAUUAAGUUUUAAGGUGACUAAAAGAAAAAUUGUAAUUUUCCUURCCGUCGACAAGGUGCGUCUUUGCGGGAUAUCUUWAAUACAACUAAACACUAAUGAAUGUCACUUAUCACUAGACACCUGUUCUCUGAUACACUUCCAUUAUAUCUGAUGAAAAUCUUUAAAAAAACUGCUUCAAGACGCAUCUCAAAUCGACAUAAAGUUCUCUUGAAUAAAUGGGUAUAAGGGUUUUUUAAUAAAAGUGCAAUAUGUGCCAA